This is a messenger RNA of Ipomoea nil (Japanese morning glory), 564 nucleotides long. RefSeq names its product UPF0481 protein At3g47200-like. NCBI's taxonomy places the organism in Eukaryota, Viridiplantae, Streptophyta, Magnoliopsida, Solanales, Convolvulaceae. The record is from RefSeq and is a predicted model, not a curated record. The transcript has a single exon. The coding region runs from base 1 to 564 and encodes 187 amino acids.
AUGCAUAUACAAAUUAAAGUGCCUCCUAGCCUCACAGAGGUCAACACUGACACCAAAGCGACUGAGAUCGUAUCUAUCGGGCCUUACCAUCGUGGCAGGGACAAGGUUUUCGAAUUUGAGAACUACGAAUGGAGCUUUCUUGACUAUAUCUUGUGCUUCACCAUGAGAAACGGGAAUGAUCUAGACAGGAUCAUUAGAUCCAUGCCAGACUUGGAAAGAAGCGCAGGAAUAUGCUACUCUGAGCCAAUUUCAAUUUCAAGCAAGGACAUUGCUGAGAUGAUGAUAUUGGAUAGCUGCUUCAUUCUAGGGUAUAUGUUGUAUGUAUACACAAGCCAAGAAGAUGAACCCACCCUCUCUAUUCCAAUUGUCACCAGGGACCGACUGAAGCAUGAGAAUCAACUCCCAUUUUUCAUUCUUGAAAUGAUGUAUGAUUUUAUGAAGAGUGAUUCACUAGAAUUUCUUGCAUUGAAAUUCUUCAAUCUUGCAUUGCCAAGGAAGGAUCAAGAAAUCCUCAAAUGUGUACUAAUUACGGCAGAACCUAAACAUCUCGUUAAUAGGAAAUAG